AUGAGUAUGACCCACGCGACAGCGAGAUUUGCAAUUUUACGGCUGAUAUCGAUCCAACUCGACGCCGCUGGCUUUACGCACGUUCAAGACAAGUCAUUGUUAGAGGAUAUCGAAGGCCUUCUCGAUGGAUUGAUUGAGGGUCUGGUACAUUUAACAUACGAGUUUGCUCAACAUACGAGAAGGUCGAGGCCGAACAUACGGGAUAUGGUCACAGCAUGUGCAGAUCAAGGCAUCGAACUUUGUCAUCUUCAGGCUGUGCUCUCUCAGACGCUUCCUCAUAUGUCUGUUCGCGAAACAUAUGAAGAUUUGAAAUUUGAGCUUCCUAUAGCUUCCUCUACUAUUCCUCACGAUCCUACCGUUGGUUUUCUAUCAUCAGAAUCUGAAAGCGAAGAUGAACAAGCCUCAAACCAGUCAGCAUCCCGCGCGAAUCGUCCCAGCCACUCGCGAGCAAAACUCAAUAUGGAAUUGGUUGGGGGUUUACCACAUCUACCAGCUUUGCCAGCUAAACAUACAUGGAGACAGACCUAUGUCGAACCUGCGCCUAUCACGGUCAUUCCUCCUCCACACGUUUCAUUGCCUAAGCCAACGGUGCCGACAUCCGAAGCACGUCCAGAUUCUUCAAAUCUAACUGGUGUUUAUCCUUUCGAAGCUUCGCUGAAUGAUCCCAAUAUACCUACUUGUUUGCAUUCCCUCAAUCGACGGAUUCUCGAUACCCGUUUGGUGGAACGCUCGCUUCGUAAUCUCGUCGAACGGACUUCCGAAGAUAGCGAGAAUUCUCUGAAGCAUUCUUCUUCACAGUUGAACUUAUCUUCUAUACCCUCUGAUGAUUUUCGAAUGCAUUGUACAUCAUACAAAGAUCGUUCCAAUGGAAUCAGAUCAUCGGAUCCCAAGCUGACCUUCAUUACCAAAUCUUUGAUUUCAACUGCGCCUUGUGCUUUGAUUGGAGUUGAAGAAAAGCUCGAGUUUCGCGAGUUCAAUUUGCCAAAUAACUCGCCAGAAAGAGACUUGUCAGAUGAACUGCGAUUAUAG
Molecule: messenger RNA, 1029 nt
Organism: Melampsora larici-populina 98AG31
Lineage: Eukaryota; Fungi; Basidiomycota; Pucciniomycetes; Pucciniales; Melampsoraceae
Exons: 5
Coding region: 1-1029 (342 amino acids)
Molecular function (GO): protein heterodimerization activity
Source: RefSeq, a predicted model, not a curated record